UACGAGCCACACGACAGCGUGUGCAACCACCCAUGAACCCUGGCGCAUUGCGCAAAGCGGGUCAGUCAGAUUCUGACCGAUCCGAUAUUUUAUCAUUUGGACGGAGGUUUAUAGGUUGUUUGUGAUCGCGGAGCAUCUGGCUUUCAAGGCUGGUGAUCCAUGGUCCAGCAGCGGGAUUUGGCCAUGGCGUCCGUGCAAACAAGUACCUAGUAUGUAUACCCCCCCAAACCACUCGGGGUCCUCAGCCCGAGGGGGGGGGGAAGGGGGGAGGGGUGGCCCAGCAGACAAGGUUUCCCCAUGACUGUAAUCCCCACGUACCAUAUUCCUGUCCUAAGCAUUCCGAGCAUAACCGCGCAUGGAAAGCACUUUAGCCUUCAGGAGGAUCGGAUAGGCAGUCAAAGCAAGGAUCCUUUUCAAGCCGUUCAACUUGUGUGCGUGUGCAGCAAACACACCCGUCCACCCGUCUUUCUCAUUCCAUGUCAUCAACAAGCGUACGACCUGCAGCACACAAAACAACCCUCAUCCGAAAACCUCCGUAACGCCCGGAACUUAAACUGGGAACACAUAUCGAGCGACUGCGUCCAGCCUUGCGACACCAAUACAACCGAAACAGAAGCCGGGGGCUCGAUCCCUUCAGUUCUGCUUUCUGAGAGAGAGAGAGAGAGAGAGGAGGCUUUGCAACAGGCUUGGCACAGAGCCCACUCUUUUUUUCUUUUUCUUUUUCUUUUUCUUUUUCAAAAAAACACAUGCCCUGAGCUGAGUCUGCGCUUUUCCCCCGGGGAUUAAACUCUCCUGCAUCGUACGUGGUAGUGGGAGGUCUGGAACCUGCCAGUAGGUAGUGGCGGCAGGGUGGUGCGGCCCGGGGCCAAGCCUUGGCCCAGCGAGGCAAGCAAGCCUCGUUGCUACCCCCCCCUUUGACUCACUCAGUGAGCAUGAAAUUCUUCCUCAGG
This is a messenger RNA of Colletotrichum navitas, 950 nucleotides long. RefSeq lists its product as uncharacterized. The coding region runs from base 298 to 786 and encodes 162 amino acids. The record is from RefSeq and is a predicted model, not a curated record. NCBI's taxonomy places the organism in Eukaryota, Fungi, Ascomycota, Sordariomycetes, Glomerellales, Glomerellaceae. The transcript has a single exon.